UCUACCGCCGCCUCUGCGUGUGUAUCCUUCCGCAGAGCCGGUGCGUCACAGCCGCAACACGCGCAUCUGACGGCCCGCCACAAUCCCGGAUUUCACAUCCACUGUCGGGCGGUCUAUCCGAGUUUGUGUUAAUAAAUCACUUUAUUGUUCUUAUAAGAGUUUCGUCUGUCGUGUCCGGGGCGGUUUAGGCGUCGGUGUUUGUGUUAUAUACGGCUCGCCAUGGCUGACAUCGACAAGCUCAACAUAGACAGCAUCAUCCAGCGCCUGCUCGAGGUCAGGGGAUCGAAGCCCGGAAAGAACGUUCAGCUUCAAGAGAACGAAAUCCGUGGCUUGUGUCUGAAAUCCAGAGAAAUCUUCCUCAGUCAGCCCAUCCUACUGGAGCUGGAGGCGCCGCUGAAGGUCUGCGGUGAUAUCCACGGGCAGUACUACGAUCUGCUCCGGCUCUUUGAGUAUGGAGGAUACCCACCUGAGAGCAACUACCUGUUCCUCGGCGACUACGUGGACCGCGGCAAACAGUCUCUGGAAACCAUCUGUCUGCUGCUGGCGUACAAGAUCAAAUACCCCGAGAACUUCUUCCUGUUGAGAGGGAAUCACGAGUGUGCCUCCAUCAAUCGCAUCUAUGGCUUUUAUGAUGAGUGCAGGAGACGCUACAACAUUAAGCUCUGGAAGACCUUCACAGACUGUUUCAACUGUCUGCCCAUCGCCGCCAUUGUGGACGAGAAGAUCUUUUGUUGUCAUGGAGGCUUGUCUCCAGACCUGCAGUCCAUGGAGCAGAUCAGAAGAAUCAUGAGACCCACAGAUGUUCCAGAUCAGGGUCUCUUGUGUGAUCUGCUGUGGUCGGAUCCAGAUAAAGAUGUGCUGGGCUGGGGUGAGAACGACAGGGGCGUGUCCUUCACGUUUGGAGCUGAAGUGGUAGCCAAAUUCCUCCACAAACAUGACCUGGAUCUCAUCUGCCGGGCCCAUCAGGUGGUGGAAGACGGCUACGAGUUCUUUGCUAAGAGGCAGCUGGUGACCCUGUUCUCAGCACCAAACUACUGCGGAGAGUUUGAUAACGCCGGAGCCAUGAUGAGCGUGGACGAGACCCUCAUGUGUUCUUUCCAGAUUUUGAAACCAGCUGAGAAGAAGAAACCAAACUCCAGUCGCCCAGUGACUCCACCCAGGAACAUGGUGACCAAACAGGCCAAGAAAUGAGGCGGGACUUCAUCAUACAGUCUUCAUGCGUCACAGCUCGGGAGGCGUGUCCAUCUGGCUUCCACUGACUCGGAACUGUUGACUGCGUGUGUUAUUUUAAUUCUUGUUGUAUUUUUCUUCUGUUUACGUCCUUUUUCACCAGCGACACGUGGAGUGAACACUCAGAUAUUUUUGUUUUGUUUUGUUUUUUUGGAGACAGCAAUGGCUUUUAUAACCUUAACUACUUCAGGAUGACUCAUCUUGGUUUAAAGCAAGCUCCGCCCAAUGUAACCAUGGCAACACCCUUUCCGCGUUUAUAAAUACAAGGAGAAACUCUGGAGUUUUAAGUUGAAUGUUUCACAUGAUAUUCACUCCUAACGGUUCGUUCAGACCACUGUGAACAAACGUAAUGUUUUCACUUGAUAGUAUGAAGUAGAUGACACCUAAAACAUGUUUGUUCUUUUAUCGUUUGAACGUUUUUCUGCUUUUUAGGUUAGUUUGUGUGCCAUGAGAUUUGUUAUUCAGUGCACUCAUGUUUUAUAAUGCUUUUGUCGUUAUUGUGUCUUGGAAUUCUUUUAAAAGCCGAAAGCAGGAUAUAACAGUACAUGAAUGAAUGAAUGAAUGAAAUCUGUUUGCAGUAUUUGGUGUGUCUGUGAGACAUGGAAUGAAGGAAAUGAAGAUUCUUUGAGGUGGUAACCAACUUGAUGUUCAGUUUGUAUGUCGAAGUUGUUUGUUUUCCUCUUCGUUUUUGACAAGAUGCCUUGUAUUCUUAAGCAUUAUGUCUGGUAUCAGUUGAUUCAUGUAACCGGCGAUGUGUUUGCGUCGCAUUAUGGGCAUGUUGAUUGAUUUCUCACAAAAGGACUUUUUUGUUGCAUGCAUUUAGUAUUGGAAUAAGACACAGGGCCUUGGCUUUCUCAGGGCAUGCGACAUUCAGCAUGUCUUUAGAAUAAUGUAACUCCUCAUCAGGUAUAUCACAUCAGGAAAACUUUUUUCUUGCAAAUUUCUACAGUAUUUCAUAUAAAUUCUAUGUGUAACCUAAACCCACUGUAAAUAUACAGGAAAUGUUUUGUUCAGUCUUGGCAAUAAUUCAGUUUUCAAACUAUAAAUAAUUGGUAUACUUGCGAAAUAAAUGGGAGGAGUGAGAAUCCA
Molecule: messenger RNA, 2319 nt
Organism: Triplophysa dalaica
Lineage: Eukaryota; Metazoa; Chordata; Actinopteri; Cypriniformes; Nemacheilidae
Gene: ppp1cc
Product: protein phosphatase 1, catalytic subunit, gamma isozyme
Exons: 7
Coding region: 220-1191 (323 amino acids)
Cellular component (GO): cytoplasm; nucleus
Molecular function (GO): protein serine/threonine phosphatase activity
Source: RefSeq, a predicted model, not a curated record